AUGUCAAACGCUACAAAAUCCACUCCAAUCAAGGACGAAGCUACUCGAUCUCAGUCUACAAUGGGUAUGGAUUCCCUUGUCGUCAACGUCAUUCCUAUUUCAAGUAUACCACCUAUAAGUCCUACGAAGAAGGUGAAGAAAACUUCGAAGAAGGAGAAGACACCACAAGUAGGCCUCAACUCUUCAUCUCCCUCUGCUUCGAUUAAGAAAACGAAGAAGAAAAGCAAGAAAUCAAAAACUGGAUUGAGGAGGAGUUUUACAAUGUCUGAACUCCAUGUUGAUCCACUUCCAUCGAGUGGUGUUGCUACUCCUAUCAUUAAUCCUGCAGAAGAAAAUGUCGACGCAUCUGGUAAGAAUCCUCUUAAUCUAGGCCUUGAUGUUUCCAAUUCUGUUGAAACCCUAGAUGUAGAGAACCCUGCUGUGUCUGAAAAUUUGGGGAAAAGUGUUCCAAACCCCCUAUUGCUGUUGAUGCUACUAUUGGUGCUUCCACUAAGACCAAUGAUGAUUGUGCUGCUGAGUCUCUCAAGAAAACAGUCUGCUGCUGAUAAGGAUGUCAAUGAAAACCCUGAUGUUGUAAUUGUAAAUGAAACAACUGUUAGUGAUAAGGCUGCAAAAGGUACUGGUAAAAAGCCCCUAUAUGGACCUCCAAAGCCUGUGAGUAAGGUGGUUCCUAGAACUGAGGAGAAGGGAAAAGCUAAGAAAAGGAAAGCUCCACCAACUAGUGACUCUGAGUUUGAGACAGAGACAGAUAAUGGGUCUGCUAGAUGGAAGUUUGUGUAUCACAGGAGGUUGGCUCUAGAAAGGAAUCUGAAAGAAGAUAUCCUUCAAUGCCAAAGUGUUGUUGAAGCUAUUGAAUAUGCAGCAAGUCCUGAAUAUAGGGCAAAUCCUGAAUAUAGGCAAGUUUUUGUUCGUGGGAAGUGUGUCAAAUUCUCACCAACUGUGAUUAAUCAAUAUCUGCAAAGACAUACUGAAGAGGUGGCUGAUCUGAAGGUUACAGACAAUGAGGUCUGCAAGGUUAUCACAGGUGGCAGGGUGAAGGUCUGGCCUACUAAGGCUAAGUUGGCUGCAACCUCUCUCUCUCCCUUAUAUGCCAUUUUAAAUAGGGUUGCUGCACACAAUUGGGUGCCUACAACCCACUCAGGUGAUGUGGCCAGAGGUUUAGGCAAAUUCAUUUAUUCUGUGGGUACUAAGGCAAAAUUUGAUUAUGGGUCUUAUUUCUUUCAUGAAACAUUAAGCCAUGCUAUGACCUAUGCUGUUGAAAAGCCAGUAGCCUUUCCCACUUUGCUGUGUAAUGUCAUCCUUGAGCAGCAUCCAGAUAUUCUGAGGAGCACUGAUGUUCCUUGUACAAGAAAGGGAGGGCUGACCAUUGAGCAAAGGCUGCUUGAAGGGACAAAUAUGAUUGCUGACUUGACUGAGGCUAGCAGAGCACUUGAGGCCAGAAAAUUGAAGAUAGAUCGUGUGAUUGAGGCCCUCAAGGCUUAUGAAGCUGUUGAUAUUGCUGAGGGUGAGCCUGAUAGACAAGAAGGUAUUGAAACUAGUGGCUCUGAGGAUGGUACUGAGGAUAUGAUGGAGGACUCUGAUGAAACACUUGGUCACACUAAUCCAAUGCUACAAUUCUCCAAUCUCUUACAACACCAAGAAAGAGUGAAAGCAACACUUGUCACACCCUUUUCCAACUACAACAACAUAACCAAAUCCAAAUUGCCACCUUCCAUUACAAUUGAAACAAUUUCUGAUGGUUUUGACAAAGAUGGAGCUAUAGAAGAAAAUGGUUUUAAAUUCUAUAUGUAUAAAUUUUGGCAAGUUGGUCCACAAUCUCUUGUUGAUCUUAUUAACAACUUUGCUAAAUCAAACAACCAUGUUGAUUGUCUUAUUUAUGAUUCAUUCAUGCCUUGGUGUUUAGAUGUUGCAAAGAGAUGUGGAAUUGUUUGUGCAUCUUUUCUAACUCAAAAUCUUGCUAUAUGA
Trifolium pratense (red clover) is the source of this 1965-nucleotide messenger RNA. RefSeq lists its product as uncharacterized. NCBI's taxonomy places the organism in Eukaryota, Viridiplantae, Streptophyta, Magnoliopsida, Fabales, Fabaceae. The transcript is spliced from 7 exons. The coding region runs from base 1 to 1965 and encodes 654 amino acids. The record is from RefSeq and is a predicted model, not a curated record.